AACAUUCUAAAGAUGGCGCUCAUUUCAAUAUUUUUAUCCUAUCUUUGUCUUUCUCCAUCUUAUAUGUUCUUCUUGUCAUUUGCAAGAUUUAUACGCCCAACAAAUGAUUUCGAUAUUUGAUUUAUUUUAUUUUUUUCUUGCGUAUUGAUUAAAAAUCUUGAUAAAGCCUGUUUGACUCGAUUUUUAUAUUUUAAUAUUAAAUUUUUAAAUUUUAAUAUUUCUUAAAGAGAUGAUAUUAUAUUUCAAGUUAAAAAAAGAUAAUUUUAUUUCAUAUCAUACACAUAUUUUAUAUAUAUAUUUUUAAUUUUUAUAUAUAAAUUUUCUAUUUACUGAAAAUAUAAUUUUAAAUAAAAUAUGUAAUGUACAAAAAUAAGAAAAUUCUAUAUCUUAUCUGUGAUCAAAUUCUCUUUAAAACAAAGUUAGAUAUGGCGUACAAAUAAAUAUGCCGGAAACCUCGUACGGUUUCGUUUUAAGAUAAAAAUGAACAAAGUUUUAUUGAUGAUUCUUUAUAAAGAUAUUUUAAAAAGAACUUUUAAAUAAAAGUGGAUUGUUUAAUUCUUAUUUUAAAAAUUCAAUGUAUAAAAUUGAUUGUAAAAUAAAUAAUAUCUUAUCGAAUAUUAAUUUUUCUUUACUAUCUAUAUUUAUAUAGUUGAUUUUUAAGAAUUUAAUUUCAAUACAUAUAACAUGGCUGAUCCAACAAUACAAACAUUCUGUUGUCAUCAUUCCAACAGAACUGAUAUGGCAAUCGUAAUAAUGCAAGAAUUCAAUACAGAUGUGUAUAAUAUUGUAUGUAUGCUUUCUUCUUCUAUAGGUAUUUUAGGUGCAGUAUAUCAGAUAUUGCCAAGAGAAACAUCUAAUCUUCCUCAUAGAUGGCAAAACUUCUCUGCAUGUAGAGGAAGAGAAAUCAUCAUAUGGCUUGCAAUUGCAGAUCUCUUAGCAUCAUUAGGUGUAUUUAUUAGAUCAGCAUUAUGGGUGAAUUUUAAAUCCAUAAUGCCAAUGGAAGAUGAUACUUCAAGUGUUGUUUUUUGUGCACUUUCAUCGGCAUGGACACAGUAUUUUUACAUGGCAACAUGGAUUUGGACACUUUGCUAUGCCAUUGACAUGAAAUUAUUAUUAGGAGAUCGAUCUGGACAUCCUAUUUGUUACCAUAUCUUUGCUUGGAUAUGUCCAGCAAUUUUGACUACAUUUGGUUUAACAAUUUUAUAUGUACCAGAUGCUAAUUGUCAUAAUUUAACAUCAUUAUCCACUGCUAUUUUACGUAUUUUGCCAAAUUAUUGUGCUACUUAUGUGUUAUUAGCUGUGGUCAUGAUAGUUAAUCCUCUUUUAUAUUUUGGAUCAACCCGAGAUCUUCAAACUGCUGUUACAUGCAGUCUAGCACAAAUAACAGGAAGAGAAAGAAAAUUGGUACAAGCAAUAAAGCUUAAAUUUGCAUUGACUAAUUUUGUAUAUUAUGUAUGUUGGUUACCAAAUUUAAUUAAUGGGAUUUUAUUAUGGACUUUAUGGUUUCAAUUACCAAUCAAAGCUAUCAUUAUUCUUUGGUACAUAAUGGCUGUUACAAAUCCACUUCAAGCAUUUUUUAAUGCUCUUGUUUACAAGAGAUGGGGUAAAAGAGAAAAAUUUCGACUAGAAUGCUGUCAGAAAUUAGGGAAUUUUAAUUUAAAUCAGAUUUCAAAAGGAGAUACAAAUAUAUUGUCAGAAUCAUCGCCUUUAUUAGAUCCAAAAUUUGGAUGUCCCCCUCAUACAAGUAUUAAUGGAUCUUCGUCAUUCUAAGAACUGUGAUACAAAAAAUAUUAAUAAAAAUAAUCUACUGCCUUAUAUCAUUUUUAAAAAAAUUAUAUUUUUAAUAUCUAAUCAUUUUUUAAGCUUUAAAAAGAUGUGCUCAAUCGCUUAUUUAUAUUUAUAUUAAAAUCAUCUAACCGGGAAAACAUAAAAGAACUUAUUAUUUAUGUAGAAAAUUAUUGUGUAUAUAGAAAAUAAUUAUUUUCUUUUUUACAUACAUAAGCUUUUCUAGAGAUUAAUAUAGUAAUAAAAAGCUUUAUGAAAAAUUAAUUUGUUGAUUGUUAUAAAUGUUAAAAGAUUUAUAUUUUUAUUACAUAUAUAAGCAAAAUAUAUAUAAUGAUAAAGUAUUAUCAUUUUUUCAAUAUAAUUUCAGUUUUAUAUUUUAUUAUAUAUUAUUUUUAUAUAGUUUUUUGUAUUUAAUAUAAGUAAAUUAAAAAUUGUUAAACAUUCUUAAUUGUUAAACUAAAUCUUGUAUGAAUCUUUAUUAUAUAAUUCAAUCCAAUAAAUAAAAAACAUAAUAAUUUA
Molecule: messenger RNA, 2304 nt
Organism: Apis cerana (Asiatic honeybee)
Lineage: Eukaryota; Metazoa; Arthropoda; Insecta; Hymenoptera; Apidae
Product: G-protein coupled receptor 143
Biological process (GO): G protein-coupled receptor signaling pathway; regulation of calcium-mediated signaling; melanosome organization
Cellular component (GO): plasma membrane; melanosome membrane
Molecular function (GO): L-DOPA binding; L-DOPA receptor activity; dopamine binding
Source: RefSeq, a predicted model, not a curated record